AUAAUGUGAGCUCACUGGCUUCCAGAGAUCUACAGGAUCCAUUUGGAAAUCUUCACUAUAACAUCCAGGAGAGGACCCCACAUGGACACACAGCCACAUAUCUCAGAUCUCCUCCGCAUCACCUCAGAUCUAUCAUCAGUACAUGAUGGAUGUCCCACACUGUCCUGAAGACAUGUGUAGACAGAGCCUUUACUUCCAUUGUCUCCACGCUCUGGGACACAGUGACCACCAGCAUCAGAUCUGCUGACAGUGUGGAAUGUUUUAAGUCCAAGUUGAGCAAUAGCUUUGUGAAAUGUUCACUGGGUGAUUCUGGUGUUACUGAUCUUCAUCAUUGUGGAUUAUCUUUCUAUUUCUAACUUCAUUGUACUGUGAUCAUAUGAUUAACUUUUGUUCUACGUUAAGGGCGUGUAAUGUGAAAAUCUUAGGGAUUUUAUCUAUGAACCGGUUGGAUGAAUAUUCCCUGACUUCCUAAUUGUUCCUGGUUCCUCCACAGAGAGGACCAACAGAGCUCAGAGGUUCCCAGUGGUCCAUCUACCCAGCAGCAUCAAACACAGCUGGAUUCCAUAUUUAUGCUGCUGGAGGACAACAUUGUUACUUUUGUGAAGAACGAGCUGAAGAAGAUCCAGAAGGUUCUGAGUCCAGAUUACUCAGAAUGUUCAGAGAGUCAGAGAGAUGAUGAGGUAUUGGAAGGUGAGGAUGCAGAGCAGAUGAGGAGCAGCAGAGAGGCACUGAUGAAGAUCACACUGAACUUCCUAAAGAAAAUGAAUCAGGAGGAGUUGGCUGACCGUCUGCAAUGCAAUUGUCAACAUCAACUUAAAUCUGGUCUGAAGAAGAAGUUCCAGUCUGUGUUUGAGGGGAUUGCUAAAGCAGGAAGUCCAACCCUUCUGAACCAGAUCUACACAGAGCUCUACAUCACAGAGGGAGGGACUGGAGAGGUCAAUGAUGAACAUGAGGUCAGACAGAUUGAAACAGUAUCCAGGAAAUCAUACAGACCAGAAACAACAAUCAGACAAGAAGACAUCUUUAAAGUCCAGCUUGGAAGAGAUCAACCAAUCAGAACAGUGAUGACAAAGGGAGUGGCUGGCAUUGGGAAAACAGUCCUAACGCAGAAGUUCACUCUGGAUUGGGCUGAAGACAAAGCCCACCAGAACAUCCAGUUCAUAUUUCCAUUCACCUUCCGAGAGCUGAAUGUGCUGAAGGAGAAAAAGUUCAGCUUGGUGGAACUUGUUCAUCACUUCUUUACUGAAACCAAAGAAAUCUGCAGCUUUGAACACUUCCAGGUUCUGUUCGUCUUUGAUGGCCUGGAUGAGAGUCGACUUCCUCUGGACUUCCACAACAAGGAGAUCCUGACUGAUGCUACAGAGUCCACCUCAGUGGAUGUUCUGCUGACAAACCUCUUCAGAGGGAAACUGCUUCCCUCAGCUCUCCUCUGGAUAACCACACGACCUGCAGCAGCCAAUCAAAUCCCUCCUCAGUGUGUUGGUAUGAUGACAGAGAUCAGAGGGUUCAAUGACCCACAGAAGGAGGAGUACUUCAGGAAGAGAUUCAGAGAUAAGGAUCAGGCCAGCAGGAUCAUCUCCCACAUAAAGACAUCACGAAGCCUCCACAUUAUGUGCCACAUCCCAGUCUUCUGCUGGAUCACUGCUACAGUUCUGCAGGAUGUGUUGGAGACCAGAGAGGGAGGAGAGCUGCCCAGCACCCUGACCGAGAUGUACAUCCACUUCCUGGUGGUUCAGACCAAAGUGAAGAAGGUCAAGUAUGAUGGAGGAGCUGAAACAGAUCCACAUUGGAAUCCAGAGAGCAGGAAGAUGAUUGAGUCUCUGGGAAAACUUGCUUUUGAUCAGCUUCAGAAAGGAAACCUGAUCUUCUAUGAAUCAGACCUGACAGAGUGUUUCAUCGAUAUCAGAGCAGCCUCAAUGUACUCAGGAGUGUUCACACAGAUCUUUAAAGAGGAGAGAGGGCUGUACCAGGACAAGGUGUUCUGCUUCGUCCAUCUGAGUGUUCAGGAGUUUCUGGCUGCUCUUCAUGUUCAUCUGACCUUCAUCAACUCUGGAGUCAACCUGAUGAAAGAAGAUUCACUGUCAUUUUUCUCUACAUUUUUUAACAGAUCAAAUAUAAUUUCUCUCCAUCAGAGAGCUGUUAAUCAGGCCUUACAGAGUCCAAAUGGACACCUAGACCUCUUCCUCCGCUUCCUCCUGGGACUUUCACUGCAGAAUAAUCAGAGACUCCUACAAGGUCUGCUGACACAGAUGGGAAGUAUCUCACAGACCAAUCAGGAAACCAUUCAGUACAUCAAGGAGAAGAUUAGUAAGAAUGUGUCUGCAGAGAAAAGCAUCAAUCUGUUCCACUGUCUGAAUGAACUGAAUGAUCAUUCUCUGGUGGAGGAAAUCCAACAGUCUCUGAGUUCAGGAAGUCUCUCCACAGAUAAACUGUCUCCUGCUCAGUGGUCAGCUCUGGGUUUCAUCUUAGUGUCAUCAGGAAAAGAUCUGGAUGUGUUUGACCUGAAGAAAUAUUCUCCUUCAGAGGAGGUUCUUCUGAGGCUGAUGCCAGUGGUUAAAGCCUCCAACAAAGCUCUGCUAAAUGUCUGUAACCUUUCAGAGAGAAGCUGUGAAGCUCUGUCUUCAGUUCUCAGCUCCCAGUCCUCCAGUCUCAGAGAACUGGACUUGAGUAACAACAAGCUGCAGGAUUCAGGAGUGAAGCUUCUCUCUGCUGGACUGAAAAGUCCAAACUGCAACCUGGAAACUCUGAGCUUAUCAGGCUGUUUGGUCUCAGAGGAAGGCUGUGCUUCUCUGGCCUCAGCUCUGACCUCCAACCCCUCCCAUCUGAAAGAGUUGGACCUGAGCUACAAUCAUCCAGGAGACUCAGGAGUGAAGCUGCUGUCGGCUGGACUGAAGGAUCCACACUGGAGACUGGAAGCUCUCAGGGUGGAGCCUGCUGGAGUCCCAUUCUUGACACCAGGUCUGAGGAAGUAUUCCUGUCAACUCACCAUCGACACAAACACAGUGAACAGAGAGAUCCAACUGUCUGAAGACAACAGGAAGGUGACAUGUGUGAAGGAGCUUCAGUCAUAUCCUGAUCAUCCAGACAGAUUCGAUCUUCCUCAGCUGCUGUGUAGAACUGGUCUGACUGGUCGCUGUUACUGGGAGGUUGAGUGGAGAGGAAGAGUUGAUAUAUCAGUGAGUUACAGAAGAAUCAGGAAGAAAAGAGACAGUAGAGAUUGUAGGUUUGGAUGGAAUGAUCAUUCCUGGAGGCUGAGCUGCUCUGAUGAUGAUGGUUACUCUGUGUGUUACAAUAACACAGCAACUCGUUUCUCUUCCUCCUCUGUCUCUCACAGAGUAGCAGUGUAUGUGGACUGUCCUGCUGGCAUUCUGUCCUUCUACAGAGUUUCCUCUGACUCACUGAUCCACCUCUAUACCUUCAACACCACAUUCACUGAACCUCCGCUUCCUGGAUUUGGGUUCUGGUUCAGUCCUGGUUCCUCAGUUUUUCUGUGCUGAUUUGAGUUUAAAGAGUUUCCUCCUCUCAGAGAAACUUUCACUGCUUAUGAUAAUUCAGUAUCUAGAUGUCUGUUUCACUCAGAAACAUGUUUUCAUGGAUCAAGGAUGUUCAGGAUUAUUCCAGGACCCACAUUUGUUUCCAGUCAAAGAUUCACAAUGAAUCUCAGGAUGUUGUGUUUCUCUUGAUUUAUCAGUCAGAUUUCUUUGACUUUACUGCAGUUUUUCUCAAUCACUGGACAUUUUUUGUUUCUUUCAGCUCCUGUUUCCUUAAAUGCAUCUUGGAUUAAAAUGUUAAAUAUUCCUUUUGUAUAUUUGCUGCAGUUAUGCUUCAUAUUUUAGUGAACAGUAACCAUUUUCCUCUGCAUUUCAUUCAUUUGCUGCUCAUUCUGUUCUGUUCCUGUUUAAAUGUCAAUGAGAUAUAUUUUUUUUUCUCAACUAAGACUUUCAUAUUUUCCCAAUUUACAUUAUAAUAAAUGAGCAAGAACCCCGC
Xiphophorus maculatus (southern platyfish) is the source of this 3987-nucleotide messenger RNA. RefSeq names its product NACHT, LRR and PYD domains-containing protein 3-like. Gene Ontology annotation, molecular function: protein binding. The record is from RefSeq and is a predicted model, not a curated record. The coding region runs from base 570 to 3497 and encodes 975 amino acids. The transcript is spliced from 7 exons. NCBI's taxonomy places the organism in Eukaryota, Metazoa, Chordata, Actinopteri, Cyprinodontiformes, Poeciliidae.